AUGGCCACUCAACCCGUCGAUGAUGUCGCUCUCGCUCUUGCGGUGGAGGAGGGCGCAGAGGAUGUCGACUCUGCUUAUGGUGGAGACGAACUAGCAAGUUAUACGACUUCCCUUAGUUACAGCGCCACGAAUUACAAAUGGGACCACGGCCGCCGAUAUCAUAGUUUCCGAGAAGGCACCUACAGUUUUCCGAAUGACGAAGGAGAACAGGAGAGGUACGACAUGAUGCACGAGGUGCUCCUGACCGCAAUGGGAGGAAACCACUUUUUCGCCCCUUUGCAGGAGGGCAUUGGCAGGAUUCUAGACAUUGGCACGGGGACUGGGACUUGGGCCAUUCAAAUCGGGGACAUGUUCCCUACUGCACAAGUAAUUGGCAACGACCUGAGCCCAAUUCAGCCGCAAUGGGUCCCUCCGAACGUAUCAUUUGAAGUAGACGACGUCGAAUCGGAGUGGCAGUAUUCACAGCCCUUCGAGUAUAUCCACUCCCGCUAUAUGGCCGGCUCGAUCGCUGACUGGCCUGGAUUGAUGCGUCAAUGCUACCAAAAUCUGAAACCCGGUGCUUGGGUCGAGUUUCAAGACUUCGACCUGCACAACUAUUCUCAAGACAAUUCGAUACCUCCCGAUAACAAGGUCAAAGAAUGGUAUGACACGCUGCUGGACGGCUGCGACAGAAUUGGAAGGACCGCUUCUCCUGGCCCGCAUUUGGAGCCCUGGGUUCGCGAGGCCGGAUUUGUAAACGUCCAUCACAAGGUGUUCAGAUUGCCUUUGGGCGCAUGGCCGAAGGACAAGACAUUGAAACGAGUGGGUGCACUGAAUCUUUACCAGCUCCUCCAAGGCCUCGAAGGUCUCACGCUGGCGCUAUUCACCAGGGCCUUAGGAUGGUCGGUGGAGGCCAUUUAUGCCUUUUUGGCGGCAGUCAGGCAGGAUGCGAUGAAGAAGAAUGUGCAUAUGAUUCAUGAUUUGUAA
This is a messenger RNA of Cladophialophora psammophila CBS 110553, 966 nucleotides long. RefSeq lists its product as uncharacterized. Gene Ontology annotation, molecular function: methyltransferase activity. NCBI's taxonomy places the organism in Eukaryota, Fungi, Ascomycota, Eurotiomycetes, Chaetothyriales, Herpotrichiellaceae. The transcript is spliced from 9 exons. The coding region runs from base 1 to 966 and encodes 321 amino acids. The record is from RefSeq and is a predicted model, not a curated record.